UCAAUAGAAGGCAAUGGUGGAAAGGUGAGAAGAGCAGACUUUGGACCUGACUCCCCUUGCGCUCCUUCUUGGACUCAGCAGCAGCACAUCGCUUCGUGUGCCUUCUUUCAUAGAAAUAUGAAAAUUGAUUUUGCGCCUGUGGACGUGCCCCUCCAGAGGAGGCUGCAGACCGCUGCAGUGGUACAGUGGGUCUUCUGCUUCCUGGGUCUGGCACCCACCUGCAUCAUCUUGUUUUUGUACCUGAUCUUCACUCGCUUCUGGCUGAUCAGUGUGCUGUACGCCAUCUGGUGGUACUACGACUACGACACCCCUGCACGCGGAGGUCGCAGAGUGCCCUUUUUGUGUGGUAUGAAAAUGUGGGAGCACAUGCGAGAUUACUUCCCCAUCAAGUUGGUGAAGACAGCUGACCUGGACCCCAGAAACAACUACAUCCUGGGCUUCCACCCUCAUGGGGUGCUGGUGGCAGGAGCCUUCACCAACUUCUGCACCUUCGCCACAGGCUUCCCGCAGCUGUUUCCGGGCCUCACCAGCUACCUGCUCAUGCUGCCUCUGUGGUUCAGGGCCCCAUUCUUCAGAGACUACAUCAUGUGUGCUGGUCUGAUUCCAUCUGACAAAGAGAGUGCCAGCUAUCCACUCCGCAAGAGGCGAGGUGGUACUGCUGUUGUGAUAGCUGUCGGUGGGGCCCCAGAGGCCCUUGAUGCCCAUCCUGGUACCUUCAAUGUGCUCUUGGCCAAUAAGAAGGGCUUCGUCAAAAUGGCAAUGGAGCAUGGAGCCCACCUGGUGCCAGUUUUCUCCUUUGGUGAGAACGAAGUGUUUGAUCAAGUGGAAAACCCCAGAGGGACCUGGCUUCGGUGGAUACAGGAACGGCUGCAAAGCAUCAUGGGUAUAUCGCUGCCUCUGUUCCAUGCUCGUGGCAUUUUCCAGUACUCCUUUGGCCUGAUGCCCUACAGACAACCCAUCCAUACAGUCGUUGGCCGGCCAAUUAGGGUGGAGAAGAAGCUGAGGCCAACGGCAGAGGAACUCGACGCCCUCCACCAGCUGUAUAUGGACGAGCUCAGCAAUUUGUUUGACGAGCACAAAGGCAACUACGGAGUAGACAAGGACGUCCAUCUGAAUUUUGUGUGACCCUGACCUGGAAAUAAGGCGAAUUGAAUGGUUAUUUAUUAGCAAAGCUCUGGUGCUGCAUGUUCAGAUGCUUUUCCCUUUUGAUCUGAAUUAGCUCUAAACAGGCUUUUCAUUUAAAUCCCAGUGAAUUUAUCACUUACAGAGCAAUGCUUCCUGAUGUGUCAGUCAGUGUUGGAUACAGCUACACUGUAAAAAUGAUUGCCUUAUCUUUGAUUUACUUUACUUGUUGUUUUUGUAUGGUUAAUUACUUCAUUUUUAUUUUGUCUAUUGCUAAAUAUAGUUUGAGUAAUUUUUUUAAAUAAAGGUUUAUGUAUAAAUGUUUGUUGUGUGGAUGUGAUUCAGAUGCAAACAGUCAUUAAAGUACUUUGAACCUAAACUCUGUCCCAUCCUAACGACUGUUUCCUGCUGCAUAAAAAGCGUUUUAGCUCAUUCUCUUAGAUCUGGGUGGCAUUUUUGCGCCAAUAGCCCCUCUUUGUUUUGCAGACAUCAUAAAGACAACAUGUGAGACUGGCCACCAGUCACCUACUGAAGCAGAUUAGGCCACGCGUGCACACGCAGCCAUGAACGUUGUGACCCCUGCAAGCCCCUGCUGGCUAGAUCCUAUGUGUAGUCCAGAUAAUCUCCCAGUGAGACAGUGCAGAAGAUUGUCCCAAAAAACUCACAGUAACCAGGUCUGAAGAUAUGGGCUCUGUCCACUUUUCUAUUGGUAUUAUAGUUUAGUCCAAAAGGAACACCAGAAAUAUGAAGAAAAAAAAAAAACUCUCAUCUUUAGAUAUUGCAGAUAUUUUAAAUUUCCUACCAAAAUUAAGUCCAUAUUACUAUGAGAUGUGUUCAUUCAUUAGAUUUUUGUGUAGGUAACCAGUACACAACGAUUUAAAACUAGUUUCAUUAGCCCUCUUCUGACCUGAACCUCUAACCCGAACAUUUUUAUGAGUUUUAUACACCAGCAGUCAAAAGUUUGGACUCACCUUUGUGAUUCAAUGGCUUUUCCUUAUUUUAAUGAAUUCCUACAUCGCAGAUAAAUAGUAAAGACAUCAGAACUAUGACUCAAUACUAUAUAGAAUUGUGUAUCAAACAUAAAAUUGUGAAUUAACUCAAAGCACCUUGUAUAUUUGAGCUUUUUCUAAAUACUUUUUUUGGUCACUCUUGGCCUUCUUUCGAUGAUCUUCAUGAGGUUAGUCACAUGAAAUGGUUUUCCUACAGAGUUCCCAGAGGUGGUGGUAAAAACCAAGACGAAGCAAUGAAUGAGAGGGUGAGUCCAAACCUUUCACUGGUAGUGAUGACGGAUGAUUUCUUUUCCAGAA
Messenger RNA from Fundulus heteroclitus (mummichog), 2429 nucleotides. It is a transcript of the gene mogat2, whose product is annotated as monoacylglycerol O-acyltransferase 2. Lineage: Eukaryota; Metazoa; Chordata; Actinopteri; Cyprinodontiformes; Fundulidae. The coding region runs from base 118 to 1125 and encodes 335 amino acids. Gene Ontology annotation, cellular component: endoplasmic reticulum membrane. Gene Ontology annotation, molecular function: 2-acylglycerol O-acyltransferase activity; diacylglycerol O-acyltransferase activity. Gene Ontology annotation, biological process: diacylglycerol biosynthetic process; triglyceride biosynthetic process. The record is from RefSeq and is a predicted model, not a curated record. The transcript is spliced from 6 exons.